Molecule: messenger RNA, 816 nt
Organism: Lathyrus oleraceus (garden pea)
Lineage: Eukaryota; Viridiplantae; Streptophyta; Magnoliopsida; Fabales; Fabaceae
Exons: 5
Coding region: 57-653 (198 amino acids)
Source: RefSeq, a predicted model, not a curated record
UAAUCUGUUUCAGAGUACAAAGCGGGAGAAGAGAAGAACAUAGGAAAAAAACAAAAAUGGCGUGCAGGAGCAUGCUUCGUUCAGCGAUUAUUGUGGAACCAUUUCAAUUCCAAUUCAAACCCUUACUUUUUGAUUUGAAUCCGAAUAAGCGAGGAGGAUUUCGGUGCAAAACCAUUAAGGCUCGUCCGUUUCACCGUGGCGGUGGAGGAGUUCUCCGUUGCUCGCAUAACGAUAAGCCGUCGUUUCACGACGAUCAAGGUCCUCCUCAAGAAGCUGUGUUGAAGGCCAUUUCAGAGGUAUCUAAGACAGAAGGGAGGAUUGGUCAAACUACGAAUAUGGUUAUUGGAGGCACCGUGACCGAUGAUUCUACUAAUGAAUGGGUUGCUUUGGACCAAAAGGUGAAUUCAUAUCCAACUGUUAGGGGGUUCACUGCAAUUGGAACUGGUGGUGAUGAUUUUGUGCAAGCUAUGAUUGUUGCUGUCGAAUCUGUAAUCCAGCAGCCGGUUCCUCAGGGAUGUGUGAAGCACAAGCUAUCAACAAGGGGGAAAUAUGUGUCUGUAAACAUUGGGCCAGUCCAAGUUGUUUCCAGCGAACAGGUCCAAGCUGUAUAUAAUGCUAUGAGGAGGGAUGACAGGAUGAAAUAUUUUUUAUAGUAUUUUCAGAAUUUGUAUAGGAUGCAGUAUUUCAAUUGGUAUAUUAACAUGUCUGCUUUCUAGUGGUUAGGCUGAUUUUGUUCUUUGAUUAAUCCACAAUAUCGUUAUAAUACUGUGAAAAUUGGAUCUCUUCUGUAUUUUAUGAAGAUGUAACUUAAUAUUA